Naegleria lovaniensis is the source of this 8151-nucleotide messenger RNA. RefSeq lists its product as uncharacterized. The record is from RefSeq and is a predicted model, not a curated record. Lineage: Eukaryota; Heterolobosea; Eutetramitea; Acrasida; Naegleriidae. The transcript has a single exon. The coding region runs from base 1 to 8151 and encodes 2716 amino acids.
AUGUUAACCACCAUCGAGUACCAACACGAAGCCACAAUCGCCAAACUCAAUUCCUCGACUUCGGGUGGUAGCGGUAGUGGAAGCAGCAGCAGUUCAUCUUCCUCCACCAGUAACGGAAAUAAUUCUCCAGGAUCUUCUUCCGAUCAUCAUCAACACUUGUUAUUGUUAGAUUCCUCUCCUUCUUCCUCUUCACUCCUUCCCUCAUUCAAAAAGAAGAAAACCACUCAUGGAUUACCCGUACAGAAUAUCAAAUAUUUAUCCACGAUGAAUUUACUCAAUAAACCCAUCACAGCCUAUCCGAAUCAUCAUCAUCAUGGAAAAUCCAAUUCGUCAUCAUCGGUUGGAAUUUCCUUGUUGAGUAGUAGCACUGGAAGCAGCAGUGGUUCCUCUUCAUCCGUAGCCUCAUCCUCUUCGUUGAAUUCUCAUCCGACCUCAUCGGGCGCAUUGCCUUCUCAUCUCAUUGCGGAUCCCUUGUUUUUGUAUAGUCAGCAACCACAAACAUCCAACACACAUUCUCAGGAUCAAAUUCUUGAACAAUUAUAUAGUGUUGGAAUGGUCGUGAAUUCUUCUUCAGCAAACAACAACCACAGUACUUCUACCAACAAUUCAACCAAUAUUGAUAUGAAACAACAAAUUUACAAGAACAAGACCUUUUCGAAACAAUUGUCAUUCGAUGUACAUGUGGCAGAAAUGGGUGGAAAGAAUGCAUCAAAUUCAACGUCAGCGAGCAGUAACCAAAAUUUUAAGAAUAUCCUUGUGGAUCCACAAUUAGACGAGUUGAUGAAUCGAUAUAGGUCACAAAUUAUGUGUCUCAAUACGUCUGAUAAUGGAAAAUUUGUGGUUUUUGCAUUGAGAACUGCACCUGAUACCUCAAACCAGACAAAUACUUCGUCACCAUCUAAACCUAAUUUAUUGAUUGUUAUUUAUUCGAGAAACCAACAAAUUCAGCAAGUAGUUUCCAACAUGUCAAAGAAUCAGCAAACAUCAGGUCAAACGUCCAUGUCACAAAAAAUUAAAACCAUUUUCAAUGGUUCUAGUUAUGAUUCUCCAGAAAGCAAAAAAGGCAAAAAGGGAAUUAUUGGAAAUUUACUUUCGCAAUUGAAGAGCGUCACUCCACCUCGUGGUAUGCAUGAAAUGGAUGUAUUGAGCUGGAAGAAAAAAUUGAAAAGUACCCAUUUUUUGAAUAAGAAUACUCGUGAACAAAAUAGAAUGUAUCAAGAUUCCUCAACUCAAAAACAAGGAGAAGCCAAUAAUAUUCACACGAGGUCUUCGUCACUAGGAGCUCUUCCUUCACAACAGCAGCAACAACAAAAUUACCAGACUGGAAACAUCAAUCUCAAUAAUUUACCUCCAGUUUCUGUGAAACAAAUUUUCAUUUCCAAUGACGGAUACAAUGUAGUUUGUGUCACUGAAAAUAAUGAUAUAUGGCUAUAUGAUUGCUUUCCUUCAAACAGAUCCAACAUUGCUAAUUUAUUUAAAUAUGAAAACUCCAUGUUUAGAAUUAAUCCCAACUCCACCAAUCAAAAACACAUGUCAACACCUAAUGUCGGAAAUAGUUCAGCUUCAUUUGGCUACUCGGACUCGAAAAGAAUGAGCGAAUCACGGAAUACCAUCAAUGCCACUCUCCUUCCUUCGAGUAAUGUGGAUUCACUACUGGAGGAGGAAACCUAUCAUCGAUACUUGAUGCGUACCAAUAAUCAAGGAUUGUUUGCCAUUGACGAUUUUGGAGUGCAUUAUCACAGACAUUCCGUUGUUGGAAAUGAUUUAUUACCAACUCCACGUGAUCCAAUCCUCAGUGUGGGUGGAAUGGGAUUACAUUUUCCAGCGGCAUCGAGCUCUUUUGCAUCAUCUACAAUGGGAAAUUACUUACAAUAUUCUAUUGAGGAAUGGACCAUACUUCCGUCACAUUUGGAUGGCUUGGAUUCCUUGAAUCAUCGUGCCAAAGAAAGCUCAGAAGCAAAACAUGUGCUGUUACCGAACGAGGAUAUUUAUUUUGACAUUAAAUUUUGUCACAGCCCCAUCCAUGGAAGAUUUUGCCAAAUCAGUUCUGCCAUUGUCAGCAAAAUGUUUGUUAAACAAGAGAUUUAUAACAAGAUGCAAUCGCUCUUCCAAGCUGGAAGCCCAGAAUCUGAAAAGAAUGCAAAUCCUUCGAACACAAGCAUGGGUGUUAUCAAUAGUAACAAUGCAUCUAUUAUGAAACAUCAUAAUACGGGAUUAUCCUCUUCCAACGAUGAAGAUAUGCUUCUCUCUUCAUCGUCAUUAUUGAAGGGUCAAGGAAAUGUGCUGAAAGAAAGUGCAUCACUGAAGGAUAGCAGUGACGAAGAAGAAGAAAAAGAACGUCGUUCACAUAUUAAGAGUCGAAGAAGUCCCUCUGUUUUCAGACACAUGUCCAAGGCUCAAAUCAGCACUACGGAUCCAUUGCAUUCAGAAUUUAAUGAUGACCAUUCACCCUCCUCGGACAGCAACAAACCAGUCUCAAGGCAAGCGUCACUUGUCUCACUUCCAAAUAGUGUUAAAAUUCCAAAACUCAAACUAGGAUCCACCGACUCAGAUCGAAGAAAUGAUCAAGAAGAGAAACGUGAAAUGGUUUUCGAGACAUUUAGAAACGAUAUUCCAGCCUCAAAAAAGGCAAGCGGAAAGAAUAUUGGAAGAAUGUCCAUGAUUUUAUCACGUUCUGGAAUUGCAUCUGCACUGGAAACCUCUAACAGUGGAUUGUCCACACCAAGAUUAAUCAGUCGAGUAGGAACUUUUUCAGGCGCUUCAGCAGAUUCAAUCAUUUCUACCUAUUUUGAUGAUUUCAAUAAUUUACCAUCUCCGCCUUCGUCCCCUAUGUUACGUGCCGAUAUGGAUACUCCUCCAAAUAUUCUCUCUCGAUGUCUUGUCAUCACCAAUUGUACAGUUUAUUUAUCAAAACGAAAGUUUAGCAAAUCGGCGAAUAGUUUUAACACAAAUCCAAUUCCAACACCUCGUUUCCCCAUUAUCGACCAUUGUCCAUUCCAUCUCAAUAUUGACAGAACCUACACGGUAUUGGAUAAGGUUUUAGAGGAAGAGGAUCAAUCUCUUUCGAAAGCAUUUCACACGGCGGCCAAACAAAAAAACAUUCCAGAAUGUGUUGUGAGAUGGGACAAUGAAACAUCCAUGCUUUGUGUGGUGGCCAAUAGUUUUGACCAUAGCUCUCUAUUCGAGUCCAAAGUAUUUUUCUAUUCACCGCUCCGCAGAAAAUCCUUCUGUUUGGUGUAUGGUACAAAAUCUCUCGAAUGCCUACCCAUGAGCCGUACCUCUAGAAAUCCAAUCGAAUUGGUUUCAUUCUCUGUUCAAGACAUGUGUUGGUCCAAUAAUAGUCUCUUCGUGUUGCUCAUUGAUGCGAGAGGAAACAUGUCCAUGAUUGGACGAUUGAACGAAUUCAUGUUCAUGAAAGAUAAGCAAGUGCUGCAACAAAGUGUUGUUUCCAACUUUGUACCAUUUUACAAAAAUGCUUCUGAAAGUAGAGAUUUGGAAACUACUCGUUUCUCCAUUACAUCUCAUCCUUAUCAAGGGCAAUUUGUGAUUUCUGAUGGGUACAAAGUCAAGCUCUUUAAUUAUGUUUCUGAGAGAGAUGAAAUUGAUCUUACAACCAUUCUUUCAUCAUAUCAUGGAUCAUGUUUUGGAAUUGAGCAAUAUAUUUUCCAUGCUACCUAUGCCAAGAAAUCAAAGAUUGAUACUGCUCUAGAAAUUUGGAGAUUGUGCGUGUCACAUCCUCAACUGUCGCGAUUUCAAAAACAGAAUCACAACUAUUUGGAAUUUGUGAUCAAAAAGCUGAGUGAAUAUAUCUUGAAUCAUGGAGAAUCAUUUUCAAAAAGAAUUUCCAUGUUUUUCGACGUGUUGCAAGAUAGUUUAGAUUGGUCAAUUAACGGGGUCCAAAAUCCAAACUUUUUAUUGCCUUACUUGAUCAAAUUGACAGAACUCGUAUUCAGACGACUAUUGAAAAAGGAGAAAACUAAACAAUAUCAGAGAUUGGCAGAAUUUUUGCAAGAGACUGAGAGAAAAUGUAACGAAUUGGUUCAUUACUGCCAAUCAUGCUUUGUUUGGGAUACGAACACUCUGGGAGAUACUGAGGCAGAUUCCAUUCGACAGUCACCCAUUAUUUUGUUUGAUUGUUGGGUAGAGUUAGGUCAAUGUGUUCAGAAAGCGCUUUCCAAGAUUGCUAGCAAACCUACCGAUAAAACUGCCACGAUUAUUAAAUUGAUCAACAGUGAAAAGAAGAAUACGAAACAAGAAAACUCGACUACAAGCUUACUAUAUGAUUCCAGUGACGAGGAUGAAAAGAAAAAACCUUCAAAGAGGUACAAUUCAGAUAGUGACGAUUCUAAUGAUGAUGAUGGCGACGGUAGCAGUGACACUUCAACCGAGUAUCUGGGUGAUGACUAUGAAGGACUGCCAGAAAAUGUUAAAGUUGUCUCAUCUGAUGACGAAAGUGAAGGAUUAGAAUCUAAAUUGAAAGAUUUGCUUGAAAUUGUCAUUCAAAAACUUAAAAACAGAACUGCCUAUCUGACAAACAAAUUCUCUCCAGGCAAUACUUUCCAAGAACGAUAUGCCACAACUUUAAAUCCACGAAGUAAGAGCAUUUACAAAUUUUCAGCCUCUGAUGUGAAAUGCCUCUUGACAGGCAACAAUCAGUACAUGCUUGGAAAUUAUAAGAAGGCUGUGAAAUACUAUUCAAGAAUUCAUGAAUCUAACGAAGAAAAUUCACCCAAUUCCUCAAACUCUAUUCCUUCCAGCAUCAUUUCUUACUACACCAAAACCACUGUACUUUUCCUUACUUAUUUAUUCAUGUAUGACAUUACAGAAGUUUUUAGAGUUCUUAACGAUCAAAUGCACACAGGUAUUGUGGAUUUAGUAAGAAGUUCAGGAGUUCUCAUGGAGCAUCACAAGACGAAUAUCAGUAAGGGGCUUGGAUCUGGAGUUUUGAAAUCACAUGCCAACAUGAAUAUUGUAAAUGCAGUUAUCACAUUAUUGACAUCACUCUAUGAAAAAAAAGACGUAUAUGUCUUAUCUCCAGUGUUCUACCAAAUUCUUGUUGACAAGAUUGCAGGAAAUGAUGUGAAAAACAUUAGCAUUGAUUUGGUUUGCAAUGAUCCUGGACCAACCUCUCAAAAUUCUGUCAUGUCCUAUUACUACAUUCCACUGAAUAUGAGAUCAUUCAAGAAUAGUUUCGAAGCAGAAAUGAAAAAGAGAUCAGUGAAUGGUAAAUCCAUUGUAACCCAACUCUUAUUGGAAACUGGCAGAAUUCAUGAGGCCAUUCGUUUUUGUUUACGUUUCGAUUACAAGAAGGCAUUUACCAUCUUCUUGGUGACCAAUGGAAUGCUUGGAAGUAAGGACUCGGCAUCAGGAUUGUCAGACUCAUCGGCUUCCACCAAUUCUCAAGCAAGUAAUAACAGUGUGAAAGCAGUUCCAAACAAAAAAGUCAUUGGCUCAGCAGCUUCGCAACAACAACAACGGAAACCUGUCUAUGAUACUCAACAAAUUGUAAACAUUUAUAAGGAAUUGUUAUAUGAAUAUUUGGAUAAGGAGGACAGUAAGGAAGUGAAUACUAUUUUGAGUACUACAGAUUUCUUCAUUUCCAAACAAAGUGACGAAUUAAGAGUUGGAGCUAUUGAAACCUAUCUCAGAAAAUUGCAAUUCAUGCUGAAAGAAACGUGUUCACUUCUUUUCGUUUCAAAAGAAGACACUGGUAAUAUUGGAUCGAGCACGGAUAAAAGUAGAAGAGCUCGUGCCUCCAUUGUCAAGGAAAAGAAAACAACUAGAAAGUUGAGUGACUUGUUGGAUAAGGAGUUUCUCAUUACAGAGUCGCAUUUCCUCUCAAAUAUUUGCCAAUUUAUCACUUCUCAAAAACCUAACAAACCAUCAAGAAAGCAACGUGAAUAUCAUCUUUCACUGCUUGAUGCCAUUCGAUCCGGAAAUCUCUUGCCUCACAUCACUUACAGAGAAUACAAGUUAAAAUAUUUGAGAAGAAUCAAUGAAGACGUUAGCGCCUUUGAUGAGGAAGACAGUCAUGCAUUCAUGUCACGAGGAGAUUCUCUCAGUAACCAGCCACUCAUUACCGUAAUUGAAAAGGAAUGUGAAAAGAGUGUUCGAUUUUUACUGAUGGAUCAACUUGUGAUUUUUUCAAACAUUCCUAAUUUGACAUUUGUUGAUUUAUUGAAGUAUUACCAAAACGAAUAUUGUUUCAUCAAGCCACGCACAAAAUUGUCGCUUAUCGAAGAAAAAGAGAGUCAACUCAGCCUCUACAUUAAGCCAUUUAGAUUCUUGUGCAGAUUUUUAUGGUAUUGUCACAUUACAGAAGAAAUUUCUGCCAUCACAUCUAAUAAUCAAACCAAUCCAUUUAAAUUAUUGUACAGUCAUGCCAAACAAACUGAAAACUCAUCUGAAGAUAAUUCUGAGUACAUUGAUGAUCUCACAGAUACUCUCGUGUAUACGUGCGAGUUGUUUGCCUUCUUACUUGAUUUUAGAGAAUUUUUCACAAGAACUUUCUUGGAGUCUACACUUCUUACCAUCUUGACCGUUGCGAUCAAUAUUUCACACAGCUCCAAAGAUGACGAGCAACAAGAGAAUAACAUGACACGUCAGUCCAUUGCUGCAAGCAACACCUCUGACAUGAAUGCUGUUAAUGACCUAUCAACCGCAACAACGGAUGAUACAAAGAAAGUCAACAGAACCUCCAUGAUUGCAGAAACUGUUUGUCGAAUUUUAGGAAAACACAUGCAUGAUUCACAACAAGUAGUUCCCCAUCUCGGAAAACGUUACAUGCAGCUCUAUAAGGCACUCGAUUUAGAUACUCUCAAUUCGAACAUUUCCCAAUACGAACAGUACAGAAAAUACACGACAGAUUCCAUACAAAUCAAUGACAAGGAUACAGGAGCUUCAAUUUUGUGGGCCUGUGAAGCUGAAGAGUCAUAUUGGACCUUCUUGAAUGUCUUCUUCAACGAUGUGCUUUCGAGUAGCUCUGGAGGAACUAAAGAUUUAAUGAGCAACAUUACUGCAGCCAUUUCCAAGAAUGAAACUUCGUCAAAUUCCCUCAUUGCUGACUCAUUGACCACCUUGAAACAUAGUUUGCAGAAAAUCAAAAUGAAAACCUUAAUAGAAGGACAUUCAAGUGGUGUCACCGAGAGCGGUAAUCUUAGUGCAAAGAGUAACCACACUAAGGAAGAGACACUUCAGCAAUCAGGAGUUCAGAAAGCACAACAACAACAACAAUCUUAUCAUCAACACAGUAACUCUGAAGACUCAACUGCCAGUAAUGGAACUUCGGCUAGACGUCAAUUAUCUGCUCGACAGCUCAUCAACGAUUUUAACACAAUUAUUGCAUCAAACAAUAAUAACUCACAAGUAGAUUCUGGAAACAAUAGCAGCAGAAAAAUUCCAAAUCGUAGAAGCAAGUCCAUUGCUUCUUCCUCAACAGCAACAAAUUCUAAACAAGACGAAGACUCCAACAAUAAUAACAGCAGCAGUAACAAAUUAAUCAAGACACAACAAGAUCAUCCUGAAAUGGAAGAAACUUCACCAAGAAACAAACUUCGAGACGAUUAUGAAAAUGCAAAAGAAAAAUAUCCACUCAACAAAAAGAGAAGUGGCACUCUCAACGCAUCUGCAUCAGAAAAUGAUUCUGCUUUGGGACUUGUCAUGGGCAGCAUGGAUCCAGUGGUCAUUUCCAACAGUUCUCUCAUGAAAGAUUAUUCGGAUGAAAAGAAGAGAUCCUUCUCCAUUAAGAAUUUAUUCAAUAUUGGACAAAACAAACAACAACAGACUAAAAAUCAAACAACAUCUUCGUCAACUCCACCAAAAACUCUCGAAAAGAAGAACUCCAAUGUGACAGAGACACUUGUCACGGCUGCUUCACUCGGCUCACCACGAAGAACAAAUUCCACAGUUUCUUAUUAUGAUUUGGCAUCACCAAAGAAAAAGCCAUCCAAUUAUCCACCUUAUUUGCAUAACACGAGCAAUAGUGGUGAUGACAAUAUUAUUGGAGAAACCUUAAAGAUGCAUUCUGAGGAAGAUCCUCAUGAAAUUGUGGUGGAAGAAGCAGAAUCAGACGAUGAUGAUGGAAAUGGAAUGAGUAGCGAUGAGGAAGAUCAUCGAGGAAGAAAGAAGAGUUAUACAACCAUUCACAUUUGA